AUGCUCCCAGAGCCAAACUUCACCACAACUUCGAACCUCACAACCACAAUUCCUAAUAGUGGUGAUGGUGGCUGCCCACCAGUCGGUAAACAACUGGGACGUGUGAUCCUGACCCCAGUCCUCACCAUUUAUGUCAUACUGGGGCUGCUGGGAAACAUAGUCGCCCUGUGGAUAUUCUGCUUUAAACUGAAGACCUGGAACCCUAACCACCUGUUCCUCUUCAACCUGGUUUUCGCCGACUUCAUGCUUCUACUAUGUGUGCCGCUGAUAAUCGAUGAAAUGCGCAGGGGCCACUGGGUGUUUGGAGAUGGCCUGUGCCGGAUCAACCUCUUCCUGAUGUUUACUAACCGCUCGGCCAGCAUUGCGCUCAUGACCGUGGUGGCCAUUUACCGCUACUUUAAGGUGGUCCACCCUCACCACUGCUUCACCCGCAUGACUCAGCGGCAGGCUGCGUUCGUGUUGGUGUUAGUCUGGCUGUUGGUGAUCAGUCCUUGGGUUCCCAUUCUGGCUUAUAACCACAUCAAGGGCAGCGGCAACAACACCCGGUGCUUGUUUUUCACUCCUCACAAAGAGGCGCCCCGCGCCACCAUCCUCCUGGUGGCCAUGCACCGCGUGCUGAUGGUGCUGGAGUUCAUCUUCCCACUGGCCAUGCUGCUGUUCUGCUCCAUCCGGAUUUCCAGCUUCCUAAAGGCACGUCAGAUGGGAAAACCUGACAAGGUACGCAAGGCAAUGCGAGUGUGCACUGCCAUCGUUGGAGUGUUUACGGUGUGCUUCCUACCCGGUACGGUGACGACCAUUGGGUUGUGGGUCAUCAGCUCAUACCGCAGGUGGGACUGUGCCGCCUUCAACACCAUUGUGCAGCUCAACUAUGUGUCUUACGGGCUGAAUUUCCUGAACUCAGCACUGGACCCCAUUGUCUACGUCUUCUCCAGCUCCAUGUUCAGGAAGGCCCUGUUGAGUGCGUUGCCCUGCGCCAUGUGCUGCGGACAGAAGACAGGCGAGAACACGCCUCAGUUGACCACCCAGGCAGAGCUGAAACCCAUAAGGGUCAAUGACGACUCCAGGCCUCCUCAGAAUAAAAUGACCUGAGAUGUAAUAAUCUCUAUAACAAUGUUUUACAUUUCGUUGCCUCUGUACCUGUACUCUGUGCAAUGACAAUAAAUUGAAUUCAAUCCAAUCCAAUAACAAACACUUAUUUUUACAAUUAAAAACCGUGAUAUAUUAAAGAGGCUAAUCAGUGUGAUGUUUUACAUAUUUUGAAUACCAAUCAUCUGAUGUUUGUGAAAAAGAUUGUUACUUCGACUACCGUGUUAUGAGGAGAUAGCCUAGUUCCUGAUGUUCAGUUUGUGUUGUACAUUGUACAUACCAGUGUCUGACAAGGCAGCCCAUUUGUCCAAUCAUUCAUACUUUUGAUAGUCUCAAUCCUACACAGCAUGCAUGGCAAGACAUUUGUUACCUGGAUGAUAUCGUUCUUAGUUUGAUCUUUGAACUUGGAUUUGGACAAUAAAAUAGACAAUAUUAUAUAUAUAUAUAUAUUAUAAUAUAUAUAUUACACACCGUUACUGUGAAAUCAAGUUUGGCCCCAUAUUGCUACACAUUGUGCACCUUUAGGGGAUGUAUUGUAUUUGUGUCCUCUAAUAAACUUGUUAUGCUUCACUAUUGAUGAAGGCUUUUUUUUUUUUAAACAUUCAGAAUGUUUUGUUGCUGUUCAAUUUUUUUUUUUUAAAUAAUCCUUUGUAAUAUUUUUAAACCACUGUGAUUUGUACAAAAUGGAACAAAACAAGUAGGAAAACUACUUUGCCGUUUUAGUAUUUUAAUGUUUGACUUGGCUUUUAUUAAAAUUUAACAGAAUAUUUUACCAAAGUGUGUUUGUUAUUUCUACAUACUGACUGUCUUAAUCCUGUCCUGAAUGUCUAACUCUAGUCCUGAUUUUAUAGAUGCAGCAACUUGGAACUACAGUCACUUGGCAAACCGAUAAUGAAGUUUUAUUAGUAAUAAUACUCAUAGUGUAUGCAAAACCUCCACUGAUGGUACCAGGCUGAUGUACCAACCAUUUUUGGUAAAAGCAUACUUCACAAUAUGGUAGGAAGAAAAUACCACCAGAUAUCAG
Messenger RNA from Clupea harengus (Atlantic herring), 2110 nucleotides. Its product is annotated as hydroxycarboxylic acid receptor 2-like. Gene Ontology annotation, biological process: G protein-coupled receptor signaling pathway. NCBI's taxonomy places the organism in Eukaryota, Metazoa, Chordata, Actinopteri, Clupeiformes, Clupeidae. The record is from RefSeq and is a predicted model, not a curated record. Gene Ontology annotation, molecular function: leukotriene receptor activity. Gene Ontology annotation, cellular component: plasma membrane.